Bicyclus anynana (squinting bush brown) is the source of this 1436-nucleotide messenger RNA. Its product is annotated as stress-associated endoplasmic reticulum protein 2. The record is from RefSeq and is a predicted model, not a curated record. The transcript is spliced from 3 exons. Lineage: Eukaryota; Metazoa; Arthropoda; Insecta; Lepidoptera; Nymphalidae. Bases 185 to 379 code for a protein of 64 amino acids. Gene Ontology annotation, biological process: endoplasmic reticulum unfolded protein response. Gene Ontology annotation, cellular component: endoplasmic reticulum.
CAAAAAUGUAGUCUGUAUGCAAAUGACAUUUAGACGCGACGUGUUGACGUUUCGUUUUGUAAAUUUCUGCAAUUUUGCUUCGUGGUUUCACUUUUAAAUACGUGUCAAGUUAGUUUGAGCGUGUUUGGCUUUUAAAGCCUUUAAUUUUAAGAUACCAGACAAAUAUAACUAUUAAUCAAACAAGAUGGCCCCUAAACAGAGGAUGCGUAUUGCCAACGAGAUUGCCAGCAAAAACAUCACACAGAGGGGAAAUGUACCCAAAUCCACUAAGGAAAAGGAUGACCAAUAUCCGGUGGCACCGUGGUUGAUUGGUCUCUUCAUCUUCGUAGUGUGUGGCUCGGCUGUAUUCCAAAUCAUCCAAUCUAUUAGAUUGGCAUAAACUCCUCUGUGAUCCCCGACUGAUAACUUUAGAAACCAGUUGCAACCUGUGGCAUAGGUCAUCUUUGUCUCUAAUUGCUGAAGCGAGGUGUAAAUAUACCUUUUGCUCUCUUAUUAUUGUGCAAAGUAUGUUUAAUUUAUUUCUUUCAAAGUAUUUUGUGUAUGUACAAUAUUUCUAAAGAUCUUCAUAAACUUUGUUGUAUAGUUUGAAUUCAUUUUGUGUUACUUGUGCCACAUUGUCUUAAAAACACCUAUGCCACCUUGUGUCUAUUAAAUAUUUUGUGUUAAUAUAUAAAAUAUUUCAUACUUACAAGGUUCAUCAGCAUACAUACUACAUAGAUCACAUAGUUGCAUAAAAUUGGUAUAGUGUAAGUGCUGUUUUAAAUUAUAAUCUCAAAAAAUACUUGUAUAUGUACUAUAUUCUUGUAUAUUGUAAAUUAAAAAUGUAGGCUAGGAAUGCACUAUUUUUUUUUGUUUGACUAUUAAACAUGUGCUUUUGCUAUUAACUAUUGAAUGAGUGUUUAAAGAACUUUUCUUCAGUUUUAAUGAUUUUUUUUUUAUUACUUAUACUCUUUUUCGUUCAUGUCUGCAUGCUUAUUAUAACUUAUCAGAACAGUUCUAUGAAUCGAAGUAAGUGGAUUCCUAGCCCUAAUAAUGACGCAAUAUUUUACUAUUGUAGAAAUUUUGUGUAAGUACAGUCACUCGCAAAAAAAAGAUUACACCAUCUUGAAGUUUGUAAAAACUUAUGCGAACAUGAUUGAUAUUUUGUAACUAAAUCUUUGCAAUAGUGAACAAUUGUCGUACGAUAUUUCAAAAGCAUUUCGAUGUUUAUGAUAUAAUUGAAUUUAUUUUCCAUUCCUUAUUGUUGUAUAUGAUAGACGCACAAGAAAAUGACUUUGUGCGGCAAAGUUAUAAUGGUGGAUGUAUUUUAAUUAUUAUUAUUAUAGUCCAAUUUUAAUUAUUUAAAUGUUUUAUCCUCGCCACACAUGAAAUUAUUUGUCGGUUCUAUUUUUUAUUUUAAAUAUAAUUUAUUUGAUUAAAUACAGUAUAUUUGUCGA